AUGACUACCACCGUCAAAGAAUGGAUAAAGAAUCUCUGCGUCUAUGAAGACGAUGAAUUUGUCCGCCACAGGAACUGGGGCUUUACUAUCUACCGUACGGGAUACGGACCUUCAUCUGAUCAGCAAUGGCAGCGACUUCUCCAAAAGAUCCAAACCGAUGCGCGCGAAGGGGCUCUAGAAGCGACUGGAACCGAAGAAGACGAAUCUGGCUUCCAACAAGUGUGGGCGCUCUUCCGCCUCGAUGCGCGGUCAGACCCUGCGCUGGCUGGUCUCGAUGUGGAUCAACUUCGCGAGCUGUACAAUAAAGGCGAGGGCGAACAACCAAUGAAUACGGACUACGACCUACACCGAAUAUUCCUUUUUGCCGAUGACGAAGCUCUAUCAGACCCCACCGCUUCCAUCAUCAAGGCUGUGGACGCCGACUACCGUCCAGAAGACCAUGUCUCGCGAAACCCGCGAGUUGGUUCGCAACGUUACUUUGGCUGGAUGCCAAUGAAGGCUGCCAGCGUGGCAGAAUUCUGGAAUCGAUUACAGUUUUCCGACAUGAGUAUGAUCGCCCCUCCAACGAUCGGGGGAAGUCACUUGGUGAUUUGGGAUGGAGACAGCUGGAAAUGA
Alternaria ethzedia is the source of this 615-nucleotide messenger RNA. RefSeq lists its product as uncharacterized. Lineage: Eukaryota; Fungi; Ascomycota; Dothideomycetes; Pleosporales; Pleosporaceae. The transcript has a single exon. The coding region runs from base 1 to 615 and encodes 204 amino acids. The record is from RefSeq and is a predicted model, not a curated record.